Messenger RNA from Quercus lobata, 918 nucleotides. RefSeq lists its product as uncharacterized. NCBI's taxonomy places the organism in Eukaryota, Viridiplantae, Streptophyta, Magnoliopsida, Fagales, Fagaceae. The transcript has a single exon. The record is from RefSeq and is a predicted model, not a curated record. The coding region runs from base 1 to 918 and encodes 305 amino acids.
AUGGCAAGGGACCCCACGAAACGCAACCAGAACUUAUACUGUCAGUACCACCAAGAACCAGGGCACACCAUCAAAAACUGCAGAAACCUGAAAAAUCACUUGGAUCAGCUGAUCCGAGAGGGAAAAUUGAGUCAUCUCCUACAUUAUUCCAGUGGCCGACAAGAACAGAUGAACGUUGAGACAUGGAGGGACACCUUGAGACCAGCUAUAGGCACGAUAAAUGUCAUUCUCACCGCUCCCAGAAGGACCAAUUCUCAUCCUUCCAGAGUAAUGUCGGUGGCUCGACUUCCUGCUAAAAUUGAUGACCGAGAGUCUAAGAAGGCUAAGAGGAUGGCCUUACCCAUGCUGGGCUUCUCGAACGAGGAUAAUGUCAGAACUAUCCAACCCCACGAUGAUGUUCUAGUCAUCAUACUCAGGAUUGUGGGAUAUGAUGUGAAGAGAGUGUUAGUCGAUCAGGGCAGCGCUGUGAAAGUAAUGUACCUCAACCUAUACAAGGGGCUAAAUCUGAAACCCGAAGAUUUAACGGUAUAUAACUCCCCUCUGGUAAGCUUUGAAGGGAAGACCGUUACUCCUGUGAAAGUAAUGUACCUCAACCUAUACAAGGGGCUAAAUCUGAAACCCGAAGAUUUAACGGUAUAUAACUCCCCUCUGGUAAGCUUUGAAGGGAAGACCGUUACUCCGAGAAGCCAUAUUAGACUGCCCAUACAAAUAGGCUCGAACAUAAUGGAGUUGGACUUCAUAGUGGUGGACGCAUACUCACCCUACACAGCCAUUGUAGCUAGGCCUUGGCUUCAUGCCCUAGGAGCUGUUUCUUCUACCCUGCACCAAAAGGUGAAGUACCCGUUGGAGGGUCAGGUCAAAGAAGUUAUAAGGGAUCAGGCCAUGGCUCAACAAUGCAUGGUGUCCGCCAUCUCAUGA